Spinacia oleracea (spinach) is the source of this 1442-nucleotide messenger RNA. RefSeq names its product probable ubiquitin-conjugating enzyme E2 24. NCBI's taxonomy places the organism in Eukaryota, Viridiplantae, Streptophyta, Magnoliopsida, Caryophyllales, Amaranthaceae. The transcript is spliced from 2 exons. Bases 122 to 1186 code for a protein of 354 amino acids. The record is from RefSeq and is a predicted model, not a curated record. Gene Ontology annotation, molecular function: ubiquitin conjugating enzyme activity.
AAACUACAAUAUUUGCAUAUCCUAAUACGGAGUACUAGUGUAACUCAUCUUCUAAUAAUAUGUGUAUCCUAAUACUAGUCUGACACUUAUUCAUAAUAAUUAUAAAUACUUUACUUAACGAAUGCAUGGAAACAUCAAUCGAUCACCGUUCCUAACCAUGACAUCACUUUCCGGCAAAGCACCCCCAGACUCCGACCACCAAAUCCCUCAAUUUGGUGUCGUUUACGACACCUCCGACCACCACUUUGUCAGAAACAACACAAAUGUACCACGUUCAUCAGUACAGAAAAAAAUAAUGCAAGAGUGGAAACUCCUUCAAAAGGACCUACCUGAAACAAUAUUUGUUCGGGUCUACGAAACCCGGGUUGACCUUCUUCGGGCCGCAAUUGUGGGUGCCCGUGGAACGCCGUAUCAUGACGGGUUGUUCUUUUUUGAUGUUGCUUUUCCGGCGGAUUAUCCAGCACACCCGCCUUUGGUGCAUUAUCGGUCAUUCGGGUUUCGGAUUAACCCGAAUUUGUAUUGUAAUGGGACGGUUUGCCUGAGCUUGUUGAAUACUUGGUCCGGUGCAAAGUGUGAAAGGUGGGACCCUAACAAUUCUACUAUCCUUCAGCUACUGUUAUCAAUCCAAGCAUUAAUACUGAAUGAAAAGCCAUACUUCAAUGAGCCAGCUUGGGUAGGGCGGCUGGACAGGGAGAGGGAAUCGUUGGCAUACAGCGAACAAUCGUUUAUUCUAACCUGCAAAUCAACGCUAUGCUUACUUCGAAACCCACCAAAAAACUUCAAACCAAUUGUAACUCAACACUUCAAGGAUCGUGCAGAGUUUAUACUGAAUGCUUGUUAUGCAUACAGAAACGGGUUCGCUAGAGUUGGGUAUUUUAAUGGGGUUGUUGAGGGUACUAAAGGGAGGGUUUCAGGCAAGUUAAAGGGGUCAAUUGAUGGGUUGUACUCGGAUUUAUUGACGGAAAUGUCGAAAACAGGUGCUUCUGUUAAGCAUCUGACCCAACAAGCUAGAACAGAGGAAGAAAACAAGGCGAGAAAGGAAGCUGCUACGGCGGCUGCUGGUGGUGGCAGCGAGUGUAUGAGCAGCUUCAAGGAAAUUGGGAGGAGUUUUGUUUAUUUAUUGAAAAAGAUUGGAUUUCUGAGAUCAAAUCAGAAGAAGAACAAGAGUCACAAGUCUAAAGGAUAAUUAAUUCCUGUCUAAGCUCAUCUUCGAAGGCCGAUUGGAUAUCAUCUUGAGCUAAUUAAUUGUUCAAAACUUUUGUUUUUUUUGUUAAGAUUUUUUUAUAGUAGGUGGAAUCGAGGGAAAUGAAUAGGUGAAGCCACGUUGGAUGGAAAAAUAGACAGAAAGUGUUAAGGGUUGGCAGUGAAAGGUAAAAAGUUACUCUGUAAUAGAGCUAAGGUGGUAAAAUAAAUAAAUAGAUAAAUAAGUAGUUAUUCUUAAA